GGAUUCCAGUUUGGAGCCACAACCAUGAAGAUGUUUAUUCUUCUUGCCAGCCUCCUGGGGCUGCUUAUUCACUCAGCGAUUGCCAGCAACGCUAUCCAGCUCAUAAACAAGGGAAACGAUGGAGGAACUGUGUACCAAACAGUCAACAUUAACCACAACACCAACGUCGCUGCCUUCAACAUUUACUCUGGAAGGCAUUCAACCAACGCCAUUGUGGACUACAACAGCGGGGUUGUCAUCUAUCACAUGCCUUUCAGGAGGCUAUGUGUCAUGUCCAGGAUGAAUCGGCAAAGCUUUCCAAGUAUCUCAAAUCUCGAGAGCAUGAUGCACGAGGGGCAUCCCUUGAACACCCUUCACAGAAGCUAUGGGAUUUCUCGCAAGGUGGUCACAAACAUCGCUGACUAUGGUGCCCCCGCCCAAGCCAUUUGUGGAGGCAUGACUACUUACUGGGCUACCGAGUUCCAAAGGCCCCGCCCCUUGGUUGAAGGCAAGGGCUGCGCAGGCGUCAAUCUGCUCAUUCUGGACAUUGACUUGUGUGGCGGCAUCUCCCUCUUCUAGCCAGGAUCAGCACCAACAUCUGCUCCAAGCCAACACAACUUGUGACCUGCCCACCAAGACAUCGGCCAUCCCGUCGCCUUGCCAGCUGCCAGGGCCUGUUUCAAGUCCCAAGGUUGGGUUGGGAAGGACACGGGAGGUCAAGGCCUGCCUGGUGACCUCCCAACAAUUGCUCUCUAAUUUCAUUUGAGGACUGGUUCCUGCAGUGGCCGUCAAAAAUAAAAUAAAAUUU
Molecule: messenger RNA, 787 nt
Organism: Podarcis raffonei (Aeolian wall lizard)
Lineage: Eukaryota; Metazoa; Chordata; Lepidosauria; Squamata; Lacertidae
Product: gastrokine-1-like
Exons: 6
Coding region: 25-558 (177 amino acids)
Biological process (GO): regulation of cell population proliferation
Source: RefSeq, a predicted model, not a curated record